CCCCCCCCCCCCACUACCACCCUUAUAAAGGGUAUUGCACUCUGGAGUGAGAGGAAACCAGAGGCGUCGGGGAGCAGCUCUUCACCACAGGUCGCGAUUCGAGAAGCCAGUCACCGAUGUGUAGGGGAUUAGCGUCUUUCCCCUCAUCAUGCUUGGAAAAAGCGAAGGGGAUGCGGGUGAAGAUCAGUCACCUGGCUGAGAGGCACGAGUGGACCCACAAAUACAGAGCAUCGGAGAAGGUCCUCCCAGAUCUGGAAGCUCUGCUCAGCAACAAAGUGGGCCUACAGGCUUUCCAGUGGUUCCUGCGUUCUGAGUUCAGCGAGGAGAACCUGGAGUUCUGGCUGGCCUGUGAGGACUACAGGAGAUCGGAGGAGAGCCAGCUGGGGACCAAGGCCCAGUGCAUCUAUAGUCGGUUCAUCAACUCUGAGGCGCUGCAAGAGGUAAAUUUGGACUCCGAGACUAGAGAGUCUCUGGCAAGGGUGACUGAAGAUCCCAGAGCCGACGCCUUUGAUGAAGCCCAACAGAGCAUCUACAGUCUCAUGGCCAAGGACUCCUUCCCCAGGUUCCUGCGUUCAGCCCACUGCCAGGGAGUGCUGAAGACUCUGUAAACUACACCACCUACUGGGCUGGAGGACCAAGAGCAGCCUUCACCAAUGACCUCCCAGUGCAAGUGACUCUGCUAUUAAUAAUGAUCUUAGCAUAGUAUAGAAUAUAAACAGCAAUUGUAGCGUGCAUAUUCAUACAGGCUGUAGUAACUUUAAUAAAACUAUUGUAUUACCUAUAUA
Brienomyrus brachyistius is the source of this 785-nucleotide messenger RNA. Its product is annotated as regulator of G-protein signaling 5. Lineage: Eukaryota; Metazoa; Chordata; Actinopteri; Osteoglossiformes; Mormyridae. The record is from RefSeq and is a predicted model, not a curated record. The transcript is spliced from 5 exons. Bases 117 to 608 code for a protein of 163 amino acids.